AUGGAAGAGGCUGUUUGCAUUAAAAAUGAAGAAAAAAAUAUCGAUAUAAAGCAGGAGAAUUUGGAUAGCUAUAAAUACGAUUUUGAUUCAGGAAGUCAAGACAGCAGCAAAAGUGAUAGCGGUAGUUAUCAACGAUGGGCACCCAAUUUGAAUGGAAUUCGAAAAAGUGCAUUUACACCUUAUAAGUCUGUUCAAUGUACUGCUUUGACUAAUUUACAGCGAGGUAAUACGCAGGCGCGAGUCCCUGAAUUGCCCCAGCCAGAUUGCAGCCUACACGCGAAGGCUGGUCGUGGAGAAAUAACUCGGGACGAUUUGAAACUGGAGCAGUAUGUUGACAUCACUGAUGAGCAUGGCCUCACGGCUUUACAUUGGGCAGCUAGCUAUGGACAGCUAAACAGCUGCCAAGACCUUGUUUGGAGUGGUGCCAAUGUAAAUAUGAGAGGCCCUGAAGGUGAGACAGCAUUACACCUGGCUGCAGCAGGAGGUCAUCAUGAAGUUGUAAAAUUUCUUUUAAAUGAAGGAGCAGAUGCUGAUAUUCAAGAUGAUUCAGGUAGUACAGCUCUGAUGUAUGCUGCUGCAGCAGAUUUCCCCUAUACUUGCAAUGAACUACUUAUACGUGGAGCUGACCUCACACUCACCAAUGAUUAUGACCAAGAUGCUUAUACAUUGACCACAACAAACAAUUGUAAAUUGGCGCAAACUGUGAUAGAAAAUUUCUUGAUCGGCUGCCUAAGCAAAAUGUGA
Molecule: messenger RNA, 744 nt
Organism: Chilo suppressalis (striped riceborer)
Lineage: Eukaryota; Metazoa; Arthropoda; Insecta; Lepidoptera; Crambidae
Source: the annotation of a GenBank genome assembly